Oncorhynchus kisutch (coho salmon) is the source of this 6883-nucleotide messenger RNA. It is a transcript of the gene urb2, whose product is annotated as URB2 ribosome biogenesis homolog. Gene Ontology annotation, cellular component: nucleolus. The transcript is spliced from 10 exons. The record is from RefSeq and is a predicted model, not a curated record. NCBI's taxonomy places the organism in Eukaryota, Metazoa, Chordata, Actinopteri, Salmoniformes, Salmonidae. Bases 102 to 4694 code for a protein of 1530 amino acids. Gene Ontology annotation, biological process: ribosome biogenesis.
UUGUUUUUGUCUGGAUACUUGGCGUUCAAAGGGUAAAGGUUAAAGUUUGUCUGUGAAAACACCGGAACACGUGUUAGUGUUAAAAUAGCCAGGCUUCGGAUAUGGCUGCCAUGUACUCUGGUAUUCACUUGAAGCUCAAAAACCCCAAGACACCCUGGGUGGACAAACUGAAGCUUGCCCGUUUUGCAUGGAUUUCAUCACAGUGCUUACUUCCUAACAAAGAACAGGUACUCUUUGAUUGGAUAAGUCAUGCAUUGACAGGCUUUUACAGUAAGAAAGUGGAGUUGCCACAGGUGGUGGUGGAAGGCUUGUGGAUCUACCUAGAUGAUAUUUUGCACAGCAAAAAGCUACAUAGUGUGUUGAGCCAAGGAAAAACCAUCAGCCUUCGUUUGGCAGUAGCACAAGUUAUAAUUGAAAGGAUUCAGGAGUUUAGCUCAGGGACCUCCUCAGCGUCUGUCUCCACCGUGUUGAGCUGCUGUCAGGGCAUCCUUUCCUCCUCAGUCCUCUCUGUCACAUUCACCACUAAGUACGAGCUACUGGUGGAGCUGUUGGCCAAGCUGUGUACCCUGGGCUGCUCCAAGCUCAGUCAGCAGCACGCCACAGACCCCCUGACACCCCAGGUGUUUGAGGUCCUCCUCCUUACCCUGAGUAGUUACCUCGCGGUCCAAAAGCAGCAGGCCAAUGCCAACCGCGUGUUUGCCCAAGUCACAACACACCUGCUCCAGCACCUCCUCCUGCUCAGACACCUAUUGACUUCCAGGGCCUGGAUGGCCGAGGAUGACUCCCGUGUCCGCCAGCACCUGAGUAGGGACAUCCGUGGGAAAGUAGACACCAUCCUGCAGUCUGCUCUCUUCCUGCCAGACCACCUCCAGGCCUAUAGGGAGGAGCUCCUCUCAAAGCAGGAGCCAGGGAUGAAGAAGGGAGCAGUGGGGAAGAGCCUACUCUCCCCAGUCAACUCGAUACUCUCAAAGAUUUGUGCACAAGGGUACUGUGACACUGAUCUCCAUUUUGCGGUCAGGUCGAGUUCCCUCCCGCUGCUCUUCAAAUUCUCUCUGGAUGCCUACUGUAAAGGAGGAGAUAAUAAAGUACUCUGCUUUCACAUGUUAACACAGUUAAUCGCUGCCUUGGAUUUCACAAAUGAGGUGACUCUCAAAGACCUGUUUGAUGGUGAAAACUGGAGCUUAGCUCUGCUGGCUUUGGAGAACCUCUUGAAUUUAUGCUUGACGGCAGACAUUUACAAUGUGGUGGCUGACAGGAUAAAGUACGAGGAGGUUCAGUUGAUUUUCUACAGGAAGGUGGUGAGGCUGUUGUUCGACAAUGCCCAGCCCAGCAUAUCAGCAUGGUACCGCUGUCUAAAAGCCCUGCUCAGUCUCAACCACCUGAUCAUAGAGCCGGACCUGGACGAGCUGCUGUCGGCAGGAUGGAUUGAUUCCGACUGCACAGAGCCACGGGUUAGGAAGGCACGCGAGGCCCUCAUCUCCUCUGUUCUCCAGAUCUAUGCCAAGCUGAGGCAGCUCCCCAAGCUCUUCGAGGAGCUCCUGGCUGUCAUCUGCCGCCCAGCAAUGGAUGAGCUCCGACAGCCCGUUCUCCCAGAGGCAGUGCAUAGGACGCUCAGCACAUGCCUUCUGGACAACCCCACCAGCCAGACUUUGGAAAUAUGCUGCCUCAUUUUAGAGAAUGUAACAAGCUAUGUACUCCCGGAUCUGGAAGGAAACGAAGACAUGUCCCUGAAGUUGUUCUCCUUGAGUGUGCUCUUGUACUCUGUGUUGUUCAGCCUGAAAACUUUGGACAACAGCACACCAGUUCCUGUUGUGAGGCAAACCCAGGCUCUAAUGGAGAAGAUGCUCCAGGUGGUGAAGCCAGUGCUGCAGCUGGCUGAAGGCCAAGCCCCAGACGUCCCUGGGUGUCAGAAAGUCCAAGAUGCAGGCCUUCUGCUAAAGUACACUUGGGUGGAGGUGGACACCCUCUUUCAGAUUCACUGUACGAAAUACACAUCUCCAGCGGACCCAGCUAGCGUUAACAUACUAGACGACAUAGGUAUUCUCCUCUCUGGUGUGACGGCGACAGGUGAAGAUCAGGCCUCUCCCAUCGGCCAGCACUGUAGCCCCAUGACUCACCUCCUGCAAAAACUGCUCACUCUCCAACAAAUGAAGAAAGUUAUCCUAAGCAAUGAGCUCUUGGCACAGACUAGAGCUUCAGAUGUCCUCCGCAGAGCAGCCCAGUACAUUGUGGGGAGAGGAGAUCCUCAACUCUGCCAGCAGAGUGACCAGCUAUGGGACCGUCAGGUCAGUAGUGUGGAUGCCAGCACGUACCCAGUGGCACAUUGGUACCUCGUUACCACAAACCUACCCAUGAUCUCGCCAUUCCUCACUGAGGACGAAGUGUGUCAUAUAGCUGAUGUUCUCCUCAGCUCCCUACUUCAGAAGACACCAGAUGACACCACUGAGAGGCUGUCUGUCUCUCUCAUUUCCAAAGAUCUGCUUGAGAGCCUUGUUCUUGUCGAGUUACCCACUAUUUACUCUGCUGUUGUCAGAUGUGUCACUCAAAGGAUUGUAGGGAUUCUCAGCGGCAUCCCAGACAUGGCCUCUGUCUGUCCUGCACUCAUGAAGUUGAGUGAAGUAAGCUGUUUGACAGCUGGAGACAAAGGAAGUGCAGUAACUCAGUCAGAUGGCGAUGUCACUGAAACCCAUUCUGCUUUGAAGAGACUGGAGUCCAUAGCCCAACACAUACUGAACUCUAGUACAACCGGAGCCUCUAUAACCCUAUCUCAAAGUCAAGCCGAUAACCUUUUAAGCUUACUUCAAGUCACCAAUGCUCUUAACCCAGAUGGAAUGUCCUCUGAAGACUUUUCAGGGCUCUUUUUACUCUUAUUCCUCAUGGUCACAGACACACAGCUACAUAAUGAUGUGAAGCCUGCCGUAACAAUACAUCUGCUGAACCAGCUCUUCAGUCUCAUGGGGUUGCUUCUGGCAGGGAAUAAUUCCCAUCAUGUUUUAAAGAUUGUGCAUGGGAGUAGCCUCUUGGAGGCAUCUUUGACAGCUCUCUUUUCACACAGCAAUAAGGGCCUCUUUCAAACCGUGGACAGCUCUGCUUGGCUGACUUUCCUAAAAACCGUCCAGGAUUUCAUCCAGUCCCUGAUCCUAUUGAUAAUCCACAGAAAGAGCAGUGUCCGCCUUAACCUGGAGAAAUUCACCAACUAUUUGGUCAAUAGCGAAGUUGCCGUUAUGGCUUUGUCUUCUCUCCCAGGAAACAUUGAAACAGGGGGCCUGUUCGCCGUACAGCUCCUGCUUGCGUCUAUGAACACACUGUGCCAGGCCAUGACAUCCAGCCUCAGGACAACCAAGCAGCUAGAUGAGACCCUGAGUCAAUUACUGGGGAAGACCACUGCUGUCAUGGGCCCUGCCAUCCAGGCCAGCCUGAGGGCUCAGACAGGCAGUCUACUAGGCCAGGCCUUCUCUGUGGAUUUGGUGACCGGGAUGGUGAGGAGCGAGCUGGCCUGUGCUUGCCACCAAGAUGAGCCUAGCGAGGGCAUCACACAGGAGAGUCUAAGCCACAUGGGCAUGUACAGGAACUUCAGCCAGCAGAUUCUCAGAGAGCUGUGCCCAUCCCAGCGCCCCAUGGACUUCCUGGUCUCAUCGCUCCACUUCCUCUCAGCGUACUAUGCUGCUGCAGAGAUGACCAAAGCCCUUGGCCAGGAGGAGCUCUUUGUGGCAAUUCUGCAGAAUGUCCACAAACUGCUUGCAGCCCCAUGGCUGUUAGUAUCAGAGGUGAGGUCCCUGGAGGAGCCAGUAAAGGAGCUUCUGGACCAGCUGCUGGUCAGGAGUACCCCAGAACAGUUCCACCUUCUCCUGCUGCUGCUCCGAGACGGACUGGAUACCUCCAAGUUCAGGAGCGGCUGUCAUAGGGAAGUCCUUUCAACUGUGACGAUAACGAAGCUGCUUGCCAGCGGCCUGCUUCCAGAAACCUGCUUAAAGGCGUUCUGGCUCAUUGCACCUCAGAUCAUAUCUGCCUUAGUAUUUCUAGUGAAGGAGGCUGGCAAGGAGCCAACCCUGACUGCUGCUCUGACCGUGCCAGUGUUGUACACUCUGACAGCCAUGCUCCGUCAGGGGGAGUGGAUGCUCUCCAACCCCCACCACGUGACCAUGGUGCUGGGGGCCCUGCAGUUUGUCCCCCUUGAGCACCUGACGAUGGAAGUCUACCACGCUACCUUCGAGGCCAUUCACGAGGCUCUGUUUGCAGUCAUCCAUUGUCACCCGCAGGUGAUGCUGAAAGCGGCACCGUCCUUCCUCAACUGUUUCUACCGCCUGGUGGUCUCCAUCAUGCAUGAGGGGAGACAGAAGGGCGAGGCCGAGAGAGCCCCUGAGAUCGAUGCGGAGGUGCUUUUGAAGUGUGCUCGUCUGGUGGAACGCAUGUACUCCCACAUCGCCACCACAGCCGAGGGCUUCACUAUCCUCUCCUCCUUCAUGGUAGCACAGUACGUCAGCGAGCUACAGAAGGUUACUCUGCAACCAGACAUCAAGAACCACCUGACAGAGGGAGUUUACAGGAUCCUGGACCUCUGUGUUGAGCAGGACGUUAAGUUUUUGAACACCACCCUCCAGAUGGGUGUCAGAGAGGUGUUCAACGAUCUCUAUGGCAGUUAUACUCAUUACCAUAAAACCCAGCGGCAGGGAGAGGAGAAAUACACAGCCUGACAUUUCUCUCUUUCCAGAAAUACUUUUUCUUUAUAGCAGCCAAGUUUUUUUUUCUUAAACAACUGUUUAAACAUGUAAAUUGUAUUUUUAUGUUUGUGUGUUGGUUUAGUAGUGGGACAAAAAAGGUAAUUGACAACAAAUGAUGUUUCAAGUGUGUUUUAUUUUAAUACAUUGUUUGGUCUUUCUUGUAUUGAUGGCUAAUGUACUGUAACUUUAGACUAUCCAAUUUUCAAGAUUUGAUUUACAGUGCCUUCAGAGAGUAUUCUUACACCUUGACUUAUUAAAAAUUGUUACAGCCUGAAUUCAAAAUGGAUUAAAAUGUUUGUUUUUUCCGCUCACCAAUCUACACACAAUAAAUACCCCAUGAUGACAAAGUGAAAACAUGUUUUUCAAAAAUAAAUAAAGUAUUCCCACCCCUGAGUCAAUACAUAUUGGAAUCACCUUUGGCAGCGAUUACAAUUGCGAGUCUUUCUGGGAAAGUCUCUGAAGAGCUUUGCACGCCUUUAUUGUACAAUAUUUGCACAUUUAUUUUUAACAACAAUUCUUCAAGCUCUGAUGUUGGUGGUUGUUCAUUGCUAGGCAGCCAUUUCCAAGUCCAGCCAUAGAUUUUCAAGUAGAUUUAAGUCAAAUCUGUAACUAGGCCACUCAAGAACAUUAAAUGUUGUCUUGGUAACCAAGUCCACUGUAUAUUUGGCCUUGUGUUUUAGUUUAUUGUCCUGCUGAAAGGUGAAUUUGUCUCUGUCUGUUAGAAAGCAGACUGAACUAGGUUUUCCUCUAGGAUUUGGCCUGCGCUUAGCUCUAUUCAGUUUCUUUUUAUCCAAAACCGUUCAGAUGCUCCAGACUAUUGUGUGAGAAGACCAAUUUUCAUGGUCUGAAAAACACUGCUCUAGCUCUGUCACCUUUCACAGCAGAUGCAGAAGUGUGACAUAGGCGGAUGCGGUGGAUUGAAACGCAUCCAACACUAAUUACAAUUCCACUUGGGUGCAGACGUCAACUUAAAAAAAGAAAAGAAAUGAAGCACAUUUUUACUCCUGAACUUGUUUAAGCAUGAUAUAAAAGGGAUGUAAUAAUUUUAUACUUUUUUUUUGUUUUCAUUUGGAGACAUUUCUAAAAAAAGGAAUUCCACUUUGACAUUAUGGGGUAUUGUAUGGGUAGACCAGUGACACAAUCUCAAUUUUAAUCAACUUUCAAUUUGGGUUGUAACAACAAAAUAUGGAAAAAGUCCAGGGGUGUGAAUACUCUGUUUCAGAUGUGACGAAAAAGGAUAAAAGUAAAUGAUUACUAUACCAUUACAAAGGCAAAUUUGAAAUGGUUUAACCCAACAUAUACAGCGUGUACAAAACAUUAGGGACACCUUCCUAAUAUUGCGUUGCACUCCCUUCUGCCCUCAGAACAGCAUCAAUUUGUUGGUGUCGAAAGCGUUCCACAGGGAUGCUGGCCCAUGUUGACACCGAUGCUUCCCACAGCUGUCAGGUUGUCGAUGUUCUUUGGGUGGUGGACCAUUCGUGACACACACAGGAAACUGUUGAGCGUGAAAAAUCUUAACCCUAAUUGCUCCUAUAAGUCGCUCUGGAUAAGUGCCUUGCUCAAGGGCACAACGACAGACUUUCACCUUGUCGGCUCAUGGCUUCGAACCAGUGACCUUUCGGUUACUGGCCCAAUGCUCUUAAACACUAGCCUACCUACCACCCAUACACAUACACAGUUUCAAUUGUCUCAGGGCUUAAAAUCCUUCCUUAACCUGUCUCUUCCCUUUAAUCUACACUGCUUUUGAAGUGGAUUUAACAAGUGACAUAAGGGAUCAUAGACUGACCAAGUGAAAGCUAUGUCAUGGAAAGAGCAGGUGUUCCUAAUGUUUUUUUACAUUCAUUGUAUAGUGGAGGGGAAUGUCAUUGACUUUAUCACAUGCAUUCCUCAUGAAACAUUGUGCCUGAAACUUUCUCUUGUGAUUUGCCAUACAUUUGUUAUUAACUACCAGAUGAGAAAAUCUUAGGAGAAAUGUGUAUUAUAUUUGGGGUUGGCUUUUGAAGACGAAUACGGAACAUCUUAUAAUUUUAUAAAUAAUGAACAGUAUAACAGAUGUGUUUUACAGGCGAAGUCAUUAUGGAACUACAGUUUUUGAACGUUAUCAUUUUCCAUAAGGGCUCCUCAAGCGAGUAUAAAUCCUUCAGUAAAACUCAAUAUAUUCA